AUGUUCAAAAAGUUCACCAGAGACGAUAUCAGUUCUCGGUCCAAUAUCAAGUCGUCGGUCCAGCGGAGUUUGCGUACACGAUUUGUAGACCAGUUCCCUAACAUUGAGGAGCAUAUCGACGAGGUGGUUCCCAAAAAGUCGCAGCUCACACAGGUCAAAUGCCAAGAUCGACUGAGCCUGUACACUGCUGAUGGAGAGCUUGUUUUUCUCCAGCAGCACGACGACGACUUGAUCCCGUCGUUGAGACUCGUUCACAAACUCCCCAAAGACACAUUCCCCUGGGUUCGCGUCGACAGAGGCGCCAUCAAGUUCAUUUUAGGCGGUGCCAACAUCAUGUGCCCCGGGCUGACUUCUGCCGGGGCAGAGAUGCCUGUAAGCUAUGAAAAAGGACAACUGGUGGCUAUUUACGCAGAGGGCAAAGAGCAUGCACUGGCAAUUGGUCGUUUAGAAAUGUCCACGGAUGAUAUCACCAAACUUAACAAGGGCAUUGGUGUGACGGUUAUUUUGUUUUUGGGCGACGGUAUUUGGAAUCUUGGCCCGCAAAUCUAA
Messenger RNA from Wickerhamiella sorbophila, 549 nucleotides. RefSeq names its product Translation machinery-associated protein 20. NCBI's taxonomy places the organism in Eukaryota, Fungi, Ascomycota, Dipodascomycetes, Dipodascales, Trichomonascaceae. Gene Ontology annotation, biological process: formation of translation preinitiation complex. The transcript has a single exon. Gene Ontology annotation, molecular function: RNA binding. The record is from RefSeq and is a predicted model, not a curated record. The coding region runs from base 1 to 549 and encodes 182 amino acids.